AAUUACCUAAGUAAUUAUUACGAGUUAAAUGCACAGAGUAACAUAAUGUAAUGAAGUUGAGUAACAAUGCGUUCCUAUAAUAAUGAGAAAAAUUUACAAUGUCACAAGGCAAUGGUAUUCUGCCCACUUACUCGAAAAAAAAAGAUACUGUAUAUAGAUGUAGUCGUUGCAUAAAAUUAAUUAUUAUGUCUUCAAGUUGGUAGUACUGUUUUUCUGUCUAAUAUGAAUAUCUCUUUUGACAUUGACAUCUUAACAAAACCAAAUUUUACAAUUACUAACAAUAAUAUUAUUAGACUUGAACCAAAAACUUUUAUAGACGAUAAUAGUGAAGUUACAUAUAAUAAAGAUUUAUUUUAAAACCGGAAUCAUUUUGUGUCAUUGUAAAAUGAAUGAAUACCUGUCAACAACUUUACUUAAAAUGAAAUCAAAAGACUUUACUACAUUAAACAUUGUAAUUGGAAAUGAAAGUUGUGAUUUAGACUCGGCAGUCAGUUCUCUUGUCUAUGCUUCAUUUCUCAAUUGGAAUUAUGAAGAAUCUGCAAAGGAAAAUGAUAAUUCAAUUUUCAUCUCUAUGCUAGACGUUGAUAGAUGUGACUUUCCUUUGAAAACCGAGGUUGCAUUCUGCCUAAACGAAUGUGGGAUAUCGGAACAUAAUUUAAUUUUCCGUGACGAUAUAGACUUACAAGAAUUAGUAACUACAUAUCAGACGAAUGUGAUAUUAGUUGAUCAUCACGUUUUGUCGAAAAGAUUACGGUACUUAACUCAGUAUGUGAAUGAAAUAAUUGAUCACCGACCAUUGGAUAAAACUCAAUGGAAAUACAAGGAUGAUGUUCGUAGUUUCAUCGUAACCGUUGGCUCCUGUUGCACGUUGGUCACUCAAAGGAUAAAGGAGCAAGGUGUGAUUGGGGAUACAUUUUUCAAAACAUAUCCUGUGUGUGCGGAUAUUUUACACAAUGUUAUAAUAUUAGACACAGUCAACUUUUCGAAGGAAGUGAACAAAGCCACGCUCCUCGAUGAAGAUAGCAUCGUUUAUUUGGAGAAAAUAAUGAAAUUGGAAAAUAUUCAAGAUGAAAGGCAAUCGAAGUUCGAUCGCUUGCUCAGAGCGCGUAGUGAUGUCUCAUCGCUGACUCCGUCACAGCUUCUCAGGAAAGAUUUGAAGAUCUUGGAAGAUAUAUUUGUCCCGAGCUUCCCUUUACUUGUUAAGGAAUUUCUUCAAAAACCUCAAGCGCUUGAAGCUGUUACUGAAGCCUUAACGAUGAGAAGUUGUAACGUGGCGGUUCUACUCGGUAUGGACCUUAACGAGGGUCUGAAGCGAGAUGCGGCCAUCAUCAGCCCUGCGUGCCCCGAGAGGGGAGAAAAGCUAGCAAAGUUUCUCCAAGAAUGGUCCAGCCCCUCACUUGAACUGGUAUCCGAAUCUGAAGCCUGUCUGUACUUCAAACAGAUGAAUCUAGCAGCGUCCAGAAAACAAUACAUGCCGGCUUUGAAUGAUUUCUUAAUUAAUUACAAAAAAUAAAAAUAA
Molecule: messenger RNA, 1519 nt
Organism: Nymphalis io (European peacock)
Lineage: Eukaryota; Metazoa; Arthropoda; Insecta; Lepidoptera; Nymphalidae
Gene: pn
Product: exopolyphosphatase PRUNE1
Exons: 7
Coding region: 386-1513 (375 amino acids)
Cellular component (GO): cytoplasm
Molecular function (GO): exopolyphosphatase activity
Source: RefSeq, a predicted model, not a curated record